AUGGAGCCGGAUGUGCCAUCUCCCCCAGUACUCAGUAGCUGGGCUGGGGCUGGAGGGGACCCAGGUGUGACUAGGUGGUGGCUGUCCAGCUCCCUCCCAAACAGGUCCCCCUGCCUCCCCCAGGAGUGGCUGCAGAACAUCUGGGAGGUCUACCAGAGACUGGGCCUUGAGGAUGACAUUGUGGAUCCCUCCAAUGAGCUGAUCAAGGACGGGCCAGUCCAAAAAAUCUCAAUCCGCAACAACAGCACAUCGGAGAAGUACCUGUUCCUGUUCAGCAACAUGCUGCUGUACUGUGUGCCUAAGGUCAUUCAGGUGGGCGCUGAGUUCCAGGUCCACCUCCGCAUUGACAUGGAUGGCAUGAAGGUGUGGGAGCUGAAUGACAUGCAGUUCCCUCACACCUCCCUGGUCUUGGGAAAGCAGCUGCAGGCCAGGUCUGGGGAGGAAAUGAAUGCCUGGAUCAAGGCUUUCCAGGAUGCCAUUGACAGGAAAGAGAAGAGGAGUGAGAGCUUUAAGAUAGUUGCGUGUGGGCUGGAGACAGGAAACCCCACACUCAAGACAGAAGAGCUGGGCUGCUGAGCCCCACAGUGGGUGCGGGACAACUUGGUGACCAUGUGCAUGAACUGCAAGGAACCCUUCAAUGCCAUCAUGUGCCGGAGACACCACUGUAGAGCUUGUGAAUACAUGAGUUACCCUGUGGUGUGCGCUCGCUGCUCAGAACACAAGGUGAGGCUGCAGUAUGAUGGGAACCACCUAAACCGUGUAUGUCAGGAAUGCUAUGUCUUCCUGAUGGGCCAUGUAGUGCUGGAGGACCAGGAGUGGAAGCACAAAGGCAUCCUGGAGAAAGGAGCUGCAGAGAUACCAGGCAGGAGUCUUCUGUGCAGUUCCCUGCAGCUGCUGGACAAGAAUGGCAAGGGAGGCAUGAGGGGCUAGUUUGUUAUCCCAUGGGAUGAUCCCCUUGUGCUGUGCAUUUAUGCAGACCCCCAGGAUGUCCAAGUCCACACCUCCAUUCCGCUGCUGGGCUACCAGGUGAGGGACCUGCCACAGGGCAAUGCCCAACACCUCUUCCAGCUGGCACAGUCCCAGCAGGUCUACACCUUCCUGGCCGACACAGAGGAACUAAAACAGCGCUGGAUGAGGACCAUGGCAUGCUGUGCUGCAGGGAUCAUACACCCAGAGGAGGGUGAGGAUGCGGACUCAUGCAGUGAGGCAGAAUGAAGCCAUGCCCAACUCCCGGGCUGCCUGGUGGGUCACACCUACCCACCAACACCUCCUGCUCAUAGCCAGCCUUAGGCAGAUCCCCCACCUCUCUGCACUUUAAUUUUUCACUGCAAAAAGGGCAAGGUGGGGGUACGUUUGCCACCAUAUGGACAAGCCAAUCCCUCCUUCCCUCCCCUCCAUAGAAGAUGGAUGUGAGGUGGGGGGAAAACUAGGGCGUUCUGGGGAGCCCGCAGCUUGCCUGGCAUUGGUCUGCUGCGCUGUGCUGCCGCCUGAGGGCAGCAAUGCCUCAGUUUUCCUCCGAGCCUGGUGGUGGAUGUUGCAGGGACUAUGCCCAUGUUUGUGAAAGCAUCUAUGGAACUGGAACCGCUGCCAUAAAUCCUUCCUCUUACACCAGU
Oxyura jamaicensis (ruddy duck) is the source of this 1613-nucleotide messenger RNA. RefSeq names its product FYVE, RhoGEF and PH domain containing 2 (gene FGD2). The transcript is spliced from 10 exons. Gene Ontology annotation, molecular function: metal ion binding. Lineage: Eukaryota; Metazoa; Chordata; Aves; Anseriformes; Anatidae. Gene Ontology annotation, cellular component: cytoplasm. Gene Ontology annotation, biological process: cytoskeleton organization; filopodium assembly. The record is from RefSeq and is a predicted model, not a curated record.